CCCUUUGCUGUCCCCGCCUCCCAUGUCCCAUCUUCCACAUCACGCCCCAAAACGAGCAGAACUCCACUGGGAAAGGGCAAACGGGGGGAAGCCAUGGCGAUCUCCAGUUGGAGCACGCGCCUCCUUCUCAGCCCCUCCCGCCCCAUCCUAUACCCUAGCCGCAGCCGCAUCCUCUCCCUCUCCACCGCGUCCUACUCCCCCGUCUCCGGUCGCCGCCGCUGCCUCCUCCUUGGCCGCCCGCCCCACGCGUACAUCUCGGCGCCGGCCCCCGGCCCCGACGCCUACCAGUCCCCCUCCCUCGAUGCCGCAGAGGCGGCGGCGGAUGUGGCCGCCGCGAUCUCCUCCACUGAUGCAGUCACAUGGGCUGGCGUCUGGGCUCUCCUGUCGCCGCACAAGGCCCGCUUGCUGGUAUGCCUCGCCGCGCUCCUCGCGUGCACAACCUGCACCCUCUCCAUGCCGCUCUUCUCAGGGAGGUUCUUCGAAACCCUGAUAGGGAGGGGGUCCGAGCCCCUAACAGGGCUCCUGUCCAAAAUUGCGGUGUUGUAUACGCUGGAGCCUAUAUGUACCAUCAUAUUCGUGAUCAACAUGACCGUGAUCUGGGAGAAAGUGAUGGCGAGACUGCGCAGCCAGAUAUUUCGAAGAAUUCUGAUCCAAAAGAUGGUAUUUUUUGAUCGCCACAAGGUUGGCGAGUUGACUGGUCUGUUGACAUCUGAUCUGGGUACUUUGAAGGGUGUAGUAAGUGACAACGUAUCAAGAGAUCGUGGGCUAAGGGCACUCUCUGAGAUCACCGGUACACUGUGUAUACUUUUCGCAUUAUCCACUGAGCUCGCUCCUGUUCUAGGACUCCUCAUUGUCUCUGUCUCCGUUAUAGUUGCUAUAUUCAAGAGGUCAACUGUCCCUACCUUUAAAUCUUACGGGAUUGUCCAAGCACAGAUAUCAGACUGCGCAUCAGAAACAUUUUCAGCCAUCCGUACCGUUAGGUCAUUUGGUGGUGAAAAACGACAAAUUUCUAUGUUUGACAACUUGGCGCUUGCUUUUCAAAAUAGCGGCACAAAGCUAGGAGUGCUGAAAUCUGCCAACGAGUCAUUGACUCGAGUUGUUGUUUAUGUUUCCCUAAUGGCACUUUACAUUCUUGGUGGAAGCAAAGUCAGUGCGGGCAAGUUGUCUAUUGGAACCAUGGCAUCUUUUAUUGGUUACACAUUCACGCUGACCUUUGCUGUUCAAGGAGCUGUUAAUACUCUAGGUGAUCUGCGUGGGACAUUUGCUUCUGUAGAGAGAAUAAAUUCUAUUUUAUCAGCAAAGGACUUUGAUGAUUCACUUGCAUAUGGUUUAGCCAAAGAGCUUGACAACAAAGAACCUGAAGAUUCCAACAAUGGAGUGCAUGGAAAGGGCACUGUUAACAAACAUUACAUGUCAGCACUGAAAUCAUCCAGCAGCUGUAGUAAUCUAGCCUGGUCUGGUGACAUUCACCUGGAAGAUGUUCAUUUCUCUUACCCACUGAGAUCUGAUGUGGGGGUCUUAAAUGGGCUUGAUCUUACAAUUGAGUGUGGAAAAGUCACAGCACUAGUAGGUUCUAGUGGUGCUGGGAAAAGCACAGUGGUCCAACUUCUAGCGCGGUACUAUGAGCCUACUCAAGGUCGUAUCACUGUGGCCGGGGAAGACAUUCGUGUAUUUGAUAAGAGAGAGUGGUCUCGAGUUGUAUCCCUAGUGAAUCAGGAUCCUGUCCUAUUCUCGGCAUCUGUCGGAGAAAACAUUGCUUAUGGUCUUCCGGAUGAUGUUGUCUCCAAGGAUGAGAUAAUAAAAGCUGCGAAAGCUGCUAAUGCUCAUGAAUUCAUCAUCUCUCUUCCACAGGGCUAUGACACUCUUGUUGGGGAACGAGGCAGCCUUCUAAGCGGUGGACAGAGACAAAGAAUUGCAAUUGCCCGAGCUCUUCUGAAAAAUGCUCCUAUUCUAAUACUUGAUGAGGUAUCUCUUUCAUACAAAAAUUCAUCUUUUGUACUCCCUCCAAUGCAAGGCUACCAGUGCACUGGACACAACUAGUGAGCGGCUUGUGCAGGAAGCCCUGGAUCUCUUGAUGAAAGGAAGGACUUCCCUGGUGAUCGCGCACAGGUUGAGCACGGUUCAAAAUGCGCAUCGAAUUGCUGUCUGUGCAGAUGGCAAGAUCAUGGAACUUGGCACGCAUGCUGAACUGGUUGCCAAGGGAGGCAGUUAUGCAUCACUUGUAGGCACGCAGAGGCUCGCAUUUGAAUAACACUUUGCUAACAUUCUUUGUUGCACACGAGACACUCAGACGUCUAUAAUCACCACAGGUAGGUUGUAACCUAUUUUCCGAAAUUAUGCAAGAAUUGCUAAAUACAUGCAACACAGAUGAGACUCAAAAAGGAUGAACAAAAUGUUUUACGUCACUUUCUAUCAUCCCCAUUCUUUUCGCUCUGUGACUACUCCAUCUGCUACGUGUGGUAGCCGUACGAAAUUCAGGCAGAAAAUGUUAUUGUUGUAAACGAUUUGCUAAAUUAUGUCAAAUACAUGCAAGUGAGCCUCAAAUAAAGGAUGAAUACAAUGCUUUGUAUUCUCUA
This is a messenger RNA of Brachypodium distachyon (stiff brome), 2576 nucleotides long. RefSeq names its product ABC transporter B family member 28. Lineage: Eukaryota; Viridiplantae; Streptophyta; Magnoliopsida; Poales; Poaceae. Gene Ontology annotation, biological process: transmembrane transport. Gene Ontology annotation, molecular function: ATP hydrolysis activity; ATP binding; ABC-type oligopeptide transporter activity. The transcript has 16 exons. Gene Ontology annotation, cellular component: membrane. The record is from RefSeq and is a predicted model, not a curated record. Bases 94 to 2040 code for a protein of 648 amino acids.